UUAUUUAUUUAUUUGUUAAGUAGCCCUGUAAUAACUGGGAUAAUGUGCAGUAAGCUGGUCAUUAUCACAAAAUAACCCCCUUCAGGGUGAUACAAGACACCUCUUGAUCAGCCCGUCGGAGUUCUUUUGCAAUAAUGACCGGCUGACUACGUAGAUUAUCCCUUACUUAGAGACGCCGAACUGUCAGCAACUCUCUUUCACAUGCAAAGCGCCGCUAAUACGCUGCUCAAAGUCUAAUCCAAUCAUCAAACCGCCCGUAUCCUAAUGUCACAGCUCUCCUGGGGAUAUGCAUGCCAUUUCAUCUCAUCUCAAAAAUCCAUUGUUUGUGCAACAGACUGGGGCUGUCAAUACAAAGCCUCCUCUUUCACCCUCACACACACACACACACACACACACACACUGGAGCGGCUGGGCUGCAUCUCUAGCAGGGCAUCUCUUUGAUUCCGCUCCCAGAGCGUCAAUGUGUGCUGCUCCUAGCGUCGGAGCAUCGCAAGCACAUUAGUCACCUUCCAACCUCUGCAACUCGAGCUCAGGCAGUCGAUCCCACUUCAAAAAGCCUGCUGAGAAGGGAAACGGCCCGCCUUCAUUUCCCGUGCCCGUUUACAACGCUGACCUCUUGGUGGCGGUCACAAGCGAAAGAUAGGAGACUAAUCAUAAAACACAAGGCGGCUCGUUGUGCCGUGGCACAGUCGGGGUAAUCUGCCUCCGUGAGCGGAAUAAACCCCAGCGAGUGCCGCCUGUGAUGUGGAUCGUCGCGCUUGCUCGACAGAACAUUGACAGAAUCCUGCGCGGAGCUUAAGGAAGGCAGGCGAGCUCUGAAAACGAAAGUGACCCAGUGCUGGUGGUGGUCGGGUACGCUGUCAUUUCGAGAGGAAUGCAUCUCUUCAGUGCCAUGUUCCUGCUGCUGAUGUUAUCUACUAUACCCUGCGAGGCCCUGUAUCCGAGCCCAGAGGAGGGCUGGCAGAUCUACAGCUCGGCACAGGACGCAGAUGGGAAAUGUAUCUGCACAGUUGUGGCUCCAGCACAAAACAUGUGUAAUCGAGACCCACGCAGCAGACAGCUCCGUCAGCUUAUGGAGAAGGUUCAGAAUAUCACUCAAUCCAUGGAGGUGCUAGAUCUGAGGACGUACAGAGACCUGCAGUAUGUGAGAGACACAGAGAACCUCAUGAAAACAGUGGACGGCAAACUGAAGACUGCCUCUGAAAAUCCACGCAGCCUCAACCUCAAGAGUUUUCAGGAGUUAAAGGACAAGGUUACUCAGCUGCUUCCCCUGCUGCCAGUGCUGGAACAGUACAAGGCAGAUGCAAGAAUGAUCCUUCGCCUGAGGGAGGAGGUGAGGAAUCUGUCUCUGGUACUAAUGGCAAUUCAAGAGGAGAUGGGAGCCUAUGACUACGAGGAGCUCAGGCAGCGAGUGCUACUGCUGGAGACUCGCCUGCACUCCUGCAUGCAGAAACUCGGUUGUGGGAAGCUAACUGGCGUCAGUAACCCCAUCACCGUCCGCGCUUCAGGGUCAAGGUUCGGCUCCUGGAUGACUGACACAAUGAUCCCCAGCUCCGAUAAUAGGGUGUGGUCAAUGGACGGUUACUUUAAGGGACGUCGUGUGCUGGAGUACCGCACAAUGAACGACUUCAUGAAAGGCCAGAACUUUGUGCAGCAUCUCCUGCCCCACCCUUGGGCUGGUACGGGUCAUGUGGUGUACAACGGCUCCCUCUACUACAACAAAUACCAGAGUAACAUAAUCAUCAAGUACCACUUCCGAUCCCGAAGCAUCCUGGUGCAGCGCAGCCUUAGCGGUGCAGGCUACAACAACACCUUUCCCUACUCCUGGGGUGGAUCAUCUGACAUCGACCUCAUGGCUGACGAGAAUGGGCUAUGGGCUGUCUACACCACUAUUCCCAAUGCUGGAAACAUCGUCAUUAGCCGUCUGGAGCCACAAAGCCUGGAAGUGCUUCAAACGUGGGACACAGGCUUCCCUAAACGGAGCGCCGGCGAAUCGUUCAUGAUCUGCGGCACGCUCUACGUCACCAACUCCCACCUGGCCGGUGCUAAGAUCUACUUCGCAUAUUACACCAACACCUCAACCUAUGAGUACACAGACAUCCCCUUCCAUAACCAAUACUCCCACAUUUCCAUGAUGGACUACAACCCCCGAGAAAGAGUGCUCUACACUUGGAACAACGGACAUCAAGUCCUCUACAACGUCACAUUGUUCCAGGUCAUCAAAACAGCUGAGGACUAGGUCAUGCAGACCUUACAAACACAUUGCUUAUACACAGAUGUACACACACUGAUAUGCCCACACACAUAUACACACACAUUUAUGUGGAGGAGGACAUGACUAAAGCUUAGACUUUUUUACUGCAUUCCAAACUUCAUAGAGUGCUAUUAUUCAUCUAAUGUUCUGAGGAGAGCAAGAUUGGUACUGGUACAUAAACUGAGCCUUUAUUUUCUUUCCUGUGAUGAUUCAGCAUGAGUACUUUCUUUUUAUUUGUGGAAAAAGAAUAAAUAAACAUCAAACUUUACCAUUUUCAAGUUUCACCUU
Molecule: messenger RNA, 2542 nt
Organism: Sinocyclocheilus rhinocerous
Lineage: Eukaryota; Metazoa; Chordata; Actinopteri; Cypriniformes; Cyprinidae
Gene: olfm2a
Product: olfactomedin 2a
Exons: 6
Coding region: 875-2239 (454 amino acids)
Biological process (GO): signal transduction
Source: RefSeq, a predicted model, not a curated record